AUGAUCAUCGUCACCGUUAAUGAUCGCUUGGGCACCAAAGCGCAAAUCCCCUGCUUGGCCAGCGAUAGCGUCAAAGCCUUCAAGGCCAUGGUCGCUGCGCAUAUUGGGAGAGCACCGCAUGAGAUUAUGCUCAAGAGGCAGGGCGAGCGGCCGUUUAAGGAUGUGUUGAGUUUGGAGGAUUAUGGAGUUAGUCAUGGGGUGCAGUUGGAUUUGGAGCUUGAUACGGGUGAUUGA
This is a messenger RNA of Sphaerulina musiva SO2202, 234 nucleotides long. Its product is annotated as ubiquitin-like protein. The transcript has a single exon. The record is from RefSeq and is a predicted model, not a curated record. Gene Ontology annotation, biological process: mRNA splicing, via spliceosome; protein modification process. Gene Ontology annotation, cellular component: cytoplasm; nucleus. Bases 1 to 234 code for a protein of 77 amino acids. Lineage: Eukaryota; Fungi; Ascomycota; Dothideomycetes; Mycosphaerellales; Mycosphaerellaceae. Gene Ontology annotation, molecular function: protein tag activity.